GAUAUUUAGUUAAAGUUAAAUCGUUGCGCGCGCAUGUAGUCACGAUGGAUAAUGUGAAAAUAAAAUAAAAAAAAAUCUUUCUGUUCGCAUGAUGUUGAUAUGUGUUUUUGUUUUUGCGUUUAUUUUUCCUGCCUUUCAAACAACAUUUUUAAUUCGGUAGUUUGUCUGCGGUGUUGUUCAAUUUUGAAAAAUCAUUAAAAAUUUUGUUUCGACUAUCGAUUGUGCAUCAGCGAAAGUUAUAUCUCUACAAUUCCAUAUGGCAAACGAUUUUUGUGUUUAAAAUUGAUGAUUUCGUGUUUAAUGAUACGGAGUCAAAGGUUCGUUACAUGUCAUUAUCGAAACAAUCAAUCGUAUAAAUCAUAUUUUAGCAGUUAUAUCCACAUCAGUGCGAGAAGUGAAAAUUAAUUUUGUCGAACUUUAAAUUGAAAAUAUUGAUUGGGAACCAUUCGUCUUUUUCGUUGGCAAGAUGGACUUAAAAGUUUUGCAAAAAUACGAACAGAAAAAGCCUAAUGUGGUUUUCAUGUAAGACUAGCUUUGAUAGUGUUCCAAAUAGGGUUAAACUGAUGAUUAAGGUCAUGGCAUUCGUUGCUCUGGUUUUGUAUUUAACUUUGGUUCUGUGCCAGAACGUAAGCGGAUAUCAAGAUUUAAAGCUAAGUGAUUCGUUUCGAAGAGUGGCUAAUACAGUUGAUGUUAAACAUGACUUUCGAAUAAAGACAAACAUAAAGCCGAAAGAUGAAUUGAAAAUACGAUCAGCAGCAACAUCAGCAACACCGAAACCUCCAACAAUCGAAUUGAAUGAUAUUUUUAUAAGUGUUAAAACAACAAAAAGUAAUCACAACAAUCGGCUGGACCUUAUAUUAAAUACUUGGCACCAAUUAGCUAAAGAACAGACUUGGUUCUUCACUGACGAUGACGAUAAAGUUUAUCAAGACAAAACCGGUGGUCACUUAAUAAAUACGAAUUGUUCGAAUGGUCACUUCCGACGAGCACUAUGUUGUAAGAUGUCUGUAGAGCUGGACAUGUUUCUGGAAAGUUCAAAGAAAUGGUUCUGCCAUUUCGACGACGACAACUAUGUAAACGUGCCCCGUUUGGUGAGCCUACUAAACGAAUACAGUCCAACCAUGGAAUGGUAUUUGGGUAAACCGAGUGUAGCGUCUCCGUUGGAAAUUCAUCUCGAAUAUAAAAAGCGUAAAGUAUCGGAGCCAAGAGUGAAGUUUUGGUUUGCAACUGGUGGAGCUGGUUUCUGUAUCAGUCGAUCAUUGGCUCUGCGUAUGAUGCCCAUUGCAGGUGGUGGCAAAUUUAUUAGCAUCGGCGAUCGAAUCCGUUUUCCUGACGAUGUGACUAUGGGAUUCGUUAUAGAACAUCUUCUCAGCGUACCGUUAACGGUGGUCGAUCAAUUCCAUUCACACUUGGAGCCAAUGGAAUACAUCGGUUCUGAUACUUUUCAAAAUCAAGUGUCGUUCAGUUACGGUAAAAACCAAAACGAUUGGAAUGUAAUCAACAUUGAUGGCUUCGACAAACUAUCAGAUCCAACGAGGUAUCGUUCACUGCAUUGUCAUUUGUUUCCACAACAGUGUAAGAGAUGAUGGUCGCUAACCGACGUUGACGCGAUUUCUGAUUUAUUUUAUGUAAAACUAAUGAGUAGAAUCAAAAGUCGAUAAAAAA
Bradysia coprophila is the source of this 1665-nucleotide messenger RNA. RefSeq names its product fringe glycosyltransferase-like. Gene Ontology annotation, molecular function: glycosyltransferase activity. Gene Ontology annotation, cellular component: membrane. Lineage: Eukaryota; Metazoa; Arthropoda; Insecta; Diptera; Sciaridae. The record is from RefSeq and is a predicted model, not a curated record.